This is a messenger RNA of Labrus bergylta (ballan wrasse), 2955 nucleotides long. It is a transcript of the gene tppp2, whose product is annotated as tubulin polymerization-promoting protein family member 2. The record is from RefSeq and is a predicted model, not a curated record. Gene Ontology annotation, cellular component: microtubule. Gene Ontology annotation, molecular function: tubulin binding. Lineage: Eukaryota; Metazoa; Chordata; Actinopteri; Labriformes; Labridae. Gene Ontology annotation, biological process: microtubule bundle formation; microtubule polymerization; positive regulation of protein polymerization.
GUCCUCACUGUGAGCGAGCCUGGGAGUGGCAGGAAGGAGAGGCAGACAAGAAGGAAGCAGAAGAAGAAAGAGGAGGAAAACGACAAAGAGGUCGAGUGAGUGACGGGCGAAUCAGGAUUGUCUUCUGAAUAUUAACGCAGCAUCGUUUCAGCAGUUUGUGUCUCCGUCAGCAUGGCUGAGGGCGCAGCGUCUGUAGCAGAGGUGGAGACCGCCUUCCAGAAGUUCGCGGUCCAUGGAGACACAAAAGCCACAGGGAAGGAGAUGAACUGCAAGAACUUCGCUAAGCUUUGUAAGGACUGCCGCGUCAUCGACGGCAAGAACGUCACCACCACGGAUGUGGACAUUGUUUUCAGCAAAGUCAAGGCCAAGUCGGCUCGUGUGAUCACGUUUGAACAGUUCAACCAGGCUCUGACGGAGUUGGCUCCCAAACGCUUCAAAGGCAAAAGCAAAGAGGAGGCUCUGCAGCAGCUCUACGGCCUCAUCGCUGGCAAGGAGCCUGCCAACGUUGGAGUCACAAAAGUGGCAAAGGCAGCAGCAGUGGACAGACUGACGGAUACGACUAAAUACACGGGAGCCCACAAGGAGCGUUUCGAUGACUCCGGCAAAGGAAAAGGAAAAGCAGGACGUGAGGACAUCCCAGACUCCAGCGGCUAUGUGGCGUCUUACAAGGGCAGCGGCACUUAUGACUCCAAAGUAAACGAAGCAUAACUCAGAAAGAGCGGGAAACUGGUCAAAUGAAUCAAUCCACUCAGGGUCCGAAAUUAACCUUUUUGGUGGCAGGUAGAUGAAAAAAAAUCACAUUUAAUUGAGUUAAUAAGGUGUUAUUUUCCGUUGGAUUGCAACACAGAUUUAAGACGCGGAAAUUGAUGAAUAUUUUAUUUGCUCGCCUUUAUUUUUUUUAAAGUAGAAGUGCCCACGCCGCCCGUGUGGACUACGUUCAUCAAUAUUACAAACGCAAAACAAAAAUCCACAUGUGAAAAAAUAAAUUUGCUUUUAUCUAUAAAAACAAGUAGCCUACAUUUCUCGAUUUAGGCAGCACACCCUUUUAGCGGAUGUGUGUGUGUGUGUCGCUGGCUGCUCCAGAGGACUGUUGCAGUCCUAAGUGAAACGGGAAGCGUGAAUUUAGCGUGCACUGUAUCUUCAGUGUUCAGAUACAACGCAGCGCUGUGAGGAGAAGUUCACAGACUACAGCAGGCUGUGGUGGCAUAAUGUUACUAUAAUUAAGUCACUGAUUGUUGAUGAAUGCAGGCACGGCUGGAGUGACUGGCGAAUAUUUGAACAGACCGUUUGACCAAAUUAACUUUGUUGUGAUGCACUAAAAGAGAACAAAGUAACAUGGUGGCUGGCGUUCCUGUGUGGGUCCUAUCAGCAUCCCCUAAUGACGCUCCGACAGCAGAGGAGCAGGAGAAAAGAGCGGCAGCUAAACACACUAAAAACUGGUUAUAUAAUACAUGACUAUUUGGCUACAAACAUUCCGCCGCCAUGUGGCCAAACGAGUACGUAGAUCAACCUGCAUUUGGCACCUGGAGGGUGUUAAUUUCGGACCCUGCUUCCACUGCACCAUGAUUGAAGUUUAAAGACUUCAUAAGUGGCCAGCUGGAUAGCUGAUAAAAGAGAGAGAGAGAGAGAGAGAGAGAGAGAGAGAGAGAGAGAGAGAGAGACACCAUUUCCUGAAGAUAAUCCAAAGAUAGUAAGAAACAUGUAUUUGCAAUAAGUAAAGAUAUAUUAAAGGGUUGUAGCAUGACCUGUAAUGGUUUUCUGAACAUGAGCAGAGAUUUGAGUUGGAGGUAAAGAUAAAAAUUUAUUUCUAAACAAGCAUGCAUUUAGGACACUAACUCUGCUUCUAGUAGAACUUAACACUGUGCCUUACUAAUGUAGCCUAGAGGAGGGAGGCUUUGUGGUGCUUUUCCUCUGCUGUUAUAUUUCUGCUGCUUUGUGAGCUUGCUAAUAUAUAUAUACAUGUCAAUGCCUUUUGCAUCAAAAUGAAUUGGCGGCCAUUAUUCGUCUUGCCUUGGAAUUUUCCACACCUUAAAAUGUAACUUAUACUUACAAGUAGAGCAUGAAGAACAAUGUGAUAAGAAUUGAAGAGGAUGAUACGGUACUGAUGAGACAGAGGACAUAUUUCCACCUUUUCAAACAGUCCCCUGUGGUCUAAAUGAAACAUCUGUGCGGUCCUUUGGUCAAAAUAUAACAUGAAUCAAGCACCACAGGAGGUUUGUGAGCAUUUUUCUCUGUGUUGUAAGACUUAUGCAGACCACAAACAAAGGACUGGAUGGGUUUAUUUCAUAUUUUGUGGGUCGGUAGACUCUCAGGUUCCCCAAAUAUACGUUCAAAAACACUGAAAAAGUGGAUUUUUCAUAAUAUGUCCCCUUUAAAUUACCUGUAAGCAUGGGAUGUGUGGAGAUGUCUCCACACAUCCCCUGUCUCCCUGUCUCUUUAAAGGCCCUCCUCCCCACUUGCCCACUUUCUUCCAAUUGGCCAGCUCUGUUUUCAUUCACAGGGAAAGUUGAGUGAGCUUCCAGGUUCAGGUUAAGUCUCGUAAUGUUCUCGUAAAGUCUCGUUCAGAGCAGCAGGAACCCAUGUCCAGGGAUUAAGUUUUGACAAACAAAAGCAGGUCUCAAGAUCAAAUGAGUGAUUUUUAGCCUAAGAUAAAACUUCUAAAUUGAUAUGACACAUGAUAUUAUUUACUUGACAUGUCUGUAUCAUCAAAAUACAAGAAAACUAAGAUGCUAAAGUACAGAUUAUGAAUUUGUAUCCAGAAAUAGUGUACAAAUAUUUGGUAAAUUAACUCCUAUAAACAGAAGUGAGCUCUAACAGGUUCAGUCUGUGUUCUGUAUAUUUGAGCGAUAUACCGUAUUUUAAACGUUGUUUUGAUGCAUAUUGAUUGUACGGACUUGUCUGAUGCAGCCAUAACUCUUUGUUUACUGUGUGAGGAAAUAAAAAGGACAUCAAAUA